Molecule: messenger RNA, 1923 nt
Organism: Protobothrops mucrosquamatus (brown spotted pit viper)
Lineage: Eukaryota; Metazoa; Chordata; Lepidosauria; Squamata; Viperidae
Gene: REXO5
Product: RNA exonuclease 5
Exons: 16
Coding region: 22-1896 (624 amino acids)
Cellular component (GO): nucleus
Molecular function (GO): exonuclease activity; RNA binding
Source: RefSeq, a predicted model, not a curated record
CCACCCCGUUUCUCUGCUCAAAUGUUUGGAGAAAGCCAAAUCAGCUAUGAGCAACUGGGUGAAUUACUGAAGUAUGCCACAGAGGGAAAACAUCACAAUGUCACUCAGCCCAGUUGGUGUCGUAUCCACCACCGAAGGCAGCUGGCUGGUGUUACAGUGGUAAUUUUGCAUCACGUGGAUCAGCUCCAUUUCUACCGAUACUACCUGCAGUUCAAACAUCUCCGAAAGACCUUCAAACACCGUUUCUGUCUGCCUGCCCUUUCUGGUGACUUUAUUGAAAAACCUGGUGGAUCGGGCACAAACGACUGUCAACAGCUCAGCAGGGAAGAGAUGGAUGAGGAUCCCAUAAUUCAGAAAUACGCUGAAAAGGGCUGCAGUCUCUCAAGUUAUAUUUUAACUGGCGAGGAGAUGCAACUCCAUGAUUACCCUAUAAAAGGGUGUGCUGCCUGCAGCCAUUUUGUCCAGACUCACUGCAACGGCCCGGUUACAGAUAGCAGCCCCCUCUUUGGAUUGGACUGCGAAAUGUGUCUCACCGAUAAGGGGUCAAAACUCACCCGGAUUGCAGUGGUGGAUACUAGCGGACGGUGCCUUAUGAAUGAGCUGGUCAAACCCGAAUGGCCAAUAAGGAAUUACCUUACCUGCUACUCCGGCAUCACAGAGAAGCUGCUUCAGCCGGUGCAAACCACCCUCGCAGAAAUCCAGGCCCGAUUAAGGAAUAUGCUGCCUCCUGACGCCAUUUUGGUGGGCCAUUCCCUAGAUGCUGAUCUCCGAGCUCUAGAAAUGAUUCAUCCGAAAGUUAUAGACACUUCACUUCUCUACACCCGUAAAGGGGGCAGAAGGUUCAAGCUGAAGUUCUUAGCAGCUGCUGUUCUAGGGAAAGAAAUUCAGAGCAAGGCCCAGUUGGGUCACGAUCCCACCGAAGAUGCCCAGUGCGCCCUUGAGCUGGCCCAGUAUUUCAUUGAACAAGGAGCCAGGAAAAUUCUCCAGAAAGCCCCGGAAGAGAUUCCUAAAUCUCCCAUUAACGUAAUCCAAUUGGUUUUGGAUUCGAAGCAUGUUACGGCUGACCUGCUUGCAGAAACCACUUCAAAGAUGAGAGCCAAGCUUUCUGACCUGCUGACCAUCUACGUAGGCCCUUUGUCCAAAAACGUUUGUCUGAAGACCGUGAAAAAAGCCUUUAGGAAAUGUGGCCACAUUCAGACGAUCCGGGUCAUUCCAGAAACAGUUAAGCCCCACCUCUGUAUUCAAUAUGAAGUCUUGGAAGGUGCACAGCUGGCUUUGGAAGAGCUGAACGGAGCAGAAAUAGGAGGAUCUGCCCUCCAGAUCCAAAGGCCCGUAACCGAGAGGACCCUGGAUGGUGAGAUGCUGGUGCAGGAGCUGGAGAGGGAUCCUGAAAACGAAGGCAUGGUUUACUUGGCCGGGGUGAGGAAAGGUCAAGAUGAGACGGAGCUGCGAGAACAGCUGGGCCCUUUGAAAGGCUUACGGUCCAUUUUUUGGCCAAGAGGUCUCCAGACCGGAAGACGGAGGAAUUACUGCUUUUUGAGAUUCCAGAGCCCGGAGUGUGCCUCCGAGGCCCUCCGACUCCUCCAAGGGAGCAUGUUUCGAAGCAGGAAGGCCCUCUCGUCUCCCACCUUCUUCCGGUGGGCCCGUCUGGUGAACGAAAAGGGCCAAGGAGGAGCAGAAGGGCAGGAGGAGCCGCAGCAAGUCUUGGAUUUGGAACUUGGCUUGACGAGAGCCAUCAAGAAACUGGACCGCAGGGUCAAAACGCUCUAUGAGCAGGUUCCCGAGAACAGCCUUUGCCUCGUUCUGUUACCAGGCACCGACAGGCUCUCCAGCUCUCUUGGUGGCCUCGGCCUUUUGGGAAUCAAAGGCGAAAAGAGCAUUUCCACGUCCUGCUAAAAACACGUCGAGCUUCGAGCACACACA